CAGGACAGAAUAGUUCCCUUGAAGGUGCACUGAAGGAAACGCUGCUUCCUUAUGUUGUGAGCCUGCCAAAGGUUUGGACUGGGGAUUUUUGUUUCUAAUGAAAAACAGACCGGCCAAUAUGGGGGGCAAUGAAAGAUUUUCAUCCUGGAACUUCACAGCAACCCGCAUCCCGCGACCUCAAAUCCAGCCCAACUGUUUAUCUCAGCACCGCAAGAACGCGCUCUGCUUGCCAGCCUUAAGUGAUCCGAGUUUCUCCGAGAUGAGCCAGGCUCCCUGUACGAAGCCCCCGGACCAGCUCUCCACAGACUGCUUGCACUCCCAGGACUCCCUGGACCGCCUGUCUGUCGACGACUUCUGGCAGGAGGUGCAGAACAUCCAGCAGAGUGGCAGCGACUCCGAGCAGGAGGGCAGUGUGGGCGACGCCAAGCAACCCGAGGAGGGAGAGCAGGAGAAAGAGUGGCUCCAGGAUGCUGGCCUAUCCACGCUGAUCAGCGAAGACUCUGAGGACGUGGACAAUGUGGGCCUGCUAUCCACUCUCACUCGGACACAAGCUGCCGCCGUCCAGCGCCGCCUGGACACCUACACUUGCUCUGUCCGCAAGAAGAACAAGCAGCCCGUCCGAGACGUCAGGGACAUUUUCAGAGCCGACAAUUCCAAGAAGACUCUAAUGGAAACCAAAGAUUCAGGGCGAGACAGUCAGACCAGUUGUCCCCUAGACAGCUGCGGGAGAGAGUUCUUCAUCACUGAUGUCGCUUACUCUGAACAGGCUGCCAUCCUGCAGAAACAGACGAAACUGCGGAGCAGGAACUCCAGGAGAAGGAAGGAUGAUGGCACUUUACCGAAGCUGAUCCCUGUGCAGUGCAGGCUGGGGGUGACGAGGAUUGGGGACCUGUCUGCCCAGGACGUGAAGAAGGUGCGGCAGCUCGCCCUCAUCGACAUGACCGCACUCUGUGACAUCCUGGAGGUGGAGCUCAAGAGACACAGGCUUGGCAAGAGGAAAAUCCACGAGAGCUGUCUGUUCGGAGUCCCCUUGGCCACUCUAGUGGAGAAUGACCAGAAGAUCAAGCCCAACACCACUGUUCCUCUUAUCUUGCAGGCGAUGUUCUCCUACCUGGAAAAGAAAGGCCUGGAUUCAGAGGGGAUUCUUCGUGUCCCUGGGUCCCAGUCCAGGAUCAAGAACCUGCAACAAAAGCUGGAGACCAACUUCUAUCCCGGGCUGUUUAGCUGGGAGGAGGUGAAUCCCAACGACGUGGCGGCGUUACUCAAGAAGUUCAUCCGUGAGCUACCGGCCCCCCUGCUCACCCCUGAGCACCUCCACACCUUCAACACAGUGCAGUAUAUUCAAGACCUGCAGCAGAGGCUUUAUGUCCUGAACCUGCUUGUGCUUCUUCUGCCUGAGCCAAACAGAAGCACCCUAAAGGCUCUGCUGGAGUACCUGGAAAAAGUGGUGUCUCGAGAGAAGAAGAACCGCAUGAGCCUGUGGAACGUCUCCACGAUCAUGGCGCCCAACCUCUUCAUGCACAAGGGCGUGCCCCCCAGCAAGCCUGCCGAGGGGGACGAGAAGGAACAGGCAGAGCGGGCGGCAGACGUCAUGAGGCUCCUCAUCCAAUACCAGGACCUGCUCUGGACGAUCCCCAAUUUCCUGAUGAUCCAGGUGAGGAAGCUGAAUGAAAGCAGCAGCCGCAGGUACCAGUUCUACGACAAGAGGAUCAAGAACCUCCUGAGGAAGAUGCAAAGUGAAAAGACAGAGAAGAACCCACCAGAGGCAAGCCCUCCAGUCAUAUCUGGGCCAUACAGGACAGUUAAGAUCCAGGUGGCUCCUUUACUAAGCGACUCUAUGGAGGUUCGGCUGGACACUGACUCCAGGGCGGUGGACGUGCUGGCUGAGUUUCACAUGAACCUGCGCAGCAUGGGGAACAGCGUCGUCAAGCGUAAUGGCUCUACAGCGUACCCCGACUGUGCUAUUUAUGAAGUUGGUGGGAAUAUUGGUGAGCACUGCUUGGAUCCCAACACUUACCUUUUAGACUUGUAUAACAACAACCCCAGUGGCGAAUGGAUUAUUAAGCUGCGGCCAGCCUCCGACAAACUGUUCUGAGGUUUUCCAGCUUUCUUGUGUAUAAUCCCGACCCCCCCCCCAAAUGCAACGAAGAACCUAAACAAAUCAUCACAAAAGGCUUCCACUAGCCAUUCAGAAAUGCAAAAUAUAAUUGCACUGGGUGCUCCACUACAACAAGGAUGUACUGUGCUAACAGUAAGAAUCCAAGCACAGAGACUUCACGACUUGCAAGAAGCAUGGCUGAAGCUCAUGGUUGCUGCGAGGCCGACCGGCUUCUUUGUCUGACUCUCUAGUGGUAUGCAGUGGAAUCCCGCACCAGACGUUUCUUGGAAUGCCUGACACACCCUUUACCAAGAAGACUUGCCGGUGUGGAGAAGCCCUGUUCAUUGAAACCGUAGGAAAGCUCCAACCAAGCUCAUGAGGCCAUUCAUAGCUGCUCAUUAAACUGCAAAGCUGCACGCGGUAAUGAGCGCAGUUGAGGAUUGCACUGGCAGGCUCCUCAAGCGAUCAUAAGAAAACUGGAAGAACAAAGAAGCUCUUUUGAAGGGAAUAUACUUAAACUUUGACCAAUGAAGCAAGUCUUCAACACUUUCUUGUUUUGUUUUUUGUUUAUUUAUUUAUUUUCUGUUUUUGAAGGAAAAUACCUAUUUAAAACACUCAUUUAAAAAUAAGUUAUUUGUUUUAGAUUUGAUUUUUGUUCUACUGAAACUAUCAGUUGUUGGUGUUUGUAAAGCAUUCUCCCCUUCCUUUUGUUACAUGGCCAUUCCUGCGCAACUGUAUGACUUCAAGUAACGAACCAAUGCUAACAGAUUUUAACAGACUAACUUACAAAGAGGGAGAGUUAGGCAAAAUAAAACAGAAUUAUAUAUUGGGGCUUUAUAGAGUAUGUAUUUAGGCCCACCGAAAAUGAGUUAUUCCAAUUGCCAGAAAAGCAUGUAACGGUAUUCCAGUAUCUUGUACAAAGUCCUGUAUUGUAUGAUUGUCAGUGCUGGUACACGGAGUAGAGCUGCCUAAAGCAAUUCCAAAUACUUUUUGCUGUCUACCGUUAGACUCUUGUAUUGUGGUUAGUGGUUCCCAGUUUUUAACACCUCUGUAUUUCAUGUAAAGUGGGUUUUAGUUCUCCUUGUCAGUCCUUGCCAAUGGGAAUUUCCACUGUGAGGGAAAUAGUUUUCUUAGCACAGUAGUAUUUGCUAAUACGUUAGGAAGCCAAGUUACCAAGAUUAGACUGUGAUGAAUACCAUCCACCAACUACAACAUGCAAUAUUACCAAAUGAACCAAACAAUUCUCUCUGGCUGCAGUAAUGUAGAUUUGUGUAUAGUUUUGAUAUGUAAAUAUGGAAAAAAAAGAUUCAAUGUACAACUCAAAGUUUGUUUUUUUUUCUACUUUUUGUGACAAA
Messenger RNA from Polyodon spathula (Mississippi paddlefish), 3453 nucleotides. Its product is annotated as rho GTPase-activating protein 40-like. Gene Ontology annotation, biological process: regulation of actin filament polymerization; signal transduction; regulation of small GTPase mediated signal transduction. The transcript is spliced from 15 exons. Gene Ontology annotation, cellular component: cytoplasm. Bases 98 to 2095 code for a protein of 665 amino acids. NCBI's taxonomy places the organism in Eukaryota, Metazoa, Chordata, Actinopteri, Acipenseriformes, Polyodontidae. The record is from RefSeq and is a predicted model, not a curated record. Gene Ontology annotation, molecular function: GTPase activator activity.